AUGCUCAGUUCGAUUCAGCACUUGACGACAGAAGAGUUUGUACCUUUCAAUCAACGCCACGGCGUAACGGUGAAAGCAACCAAAAAUCAACCUGGCACAACAAUAGAAGAUGCACCUGCACAUCAGGAUGCACAACCGGCGGUCUUUUUGAGUUCUCUUUCGGCCUGCUUCGAUUCACCCAUUACACUUAUUUUCCUGACGAUUUUACGACAUCCCCAUGCGACCUCGUUAUCGCGAGCAUCGGCGUUUGGAGUUUUCCUCAUCCUGCUUACAACACAAUCUUUCUGUUCAACACGUACAUAUGACAACCCCCCGGUCAUUGGAACGGGCAAUCGCAGAACUACGCUACAGAGCCGGGCCUACAAUUUUUUUUUAUUUGGGUCGACUGGGCCAGCAGUCCCCAACCCUUACGGAAUGAAGCUAUAA
Colletotrichum truncatum is the source of this 426-nucleotide messenger RNA. Its product is annotated as HAL protein kinase. The record is from RefSeq and is a predicted model, not a curated record. NCBI's taxonomy places the organism in Eukaryota, Fungi, Ascomycota, Sordariomycetes, Glomerellales, Glomerellaceae.